Messenger RNA from Ictidomys tridecemlineatus (thirteen-lined ground squirrel), 3960 nucleotides. RefSeq names its product polyhomeotic homolog 1 (gene Phc1). Gene Ontology annotation, molecular function: chromatin binding; zinc ion binding; histone binding. Gene Ontology annotation, cellular component: PRC1 complex; nucleus. NCBI's taxonomy places the organism in Eukaryota, Metazoa, Chordata, Mammalia, Rodentia, Sciuridae. Gene Ontology annotation, biological process: negative regulation of DNA-templated transcription. The record is from RefSeq and is a predicted model, not a curated record.
CUUCACAUGCUGAUAAUGAGGAUUCAUGGGUCUUGGCUCAGACCACCACCCUUGGGGACCCUGGAACACUAUCAUGGAGACUGAGAGCGAGCAGAACUCCAGCUCCACCAAUGGGAGUUCCAGCUCAGGGGGCAGCUCUCGGCCCCAGAUAGCUCAAAUGUCCCUAUAUGAACGACAAGCAGUGCAGGCUCUGCAGGCAUUGCAGCGGCAGCCCAAUGCAGCUCAGUAUUUCCACCAGUUCAUGCUCCAGCAGCAGCUCAGUAAUGCCCAACUGCAUAGCUUGGCUGCCGUCCAGCAGGCCACGAUUGCUGCUAGUCGGCAAGCCAGCUCCCCAAACACCAGCACUGCACAGCAGCAGACUACCACCACUCAGGCCUCAAUUAAUCUGGCCACCACGUCAGCUGCCCAGCUUAUUAGCCGAUCACAGAGUGUGAGCUCUCCCAGUGCCACCACCUUGACUCAAUCUGUGCUGCUGGGGAAUACUACUUCCCCACCCCUCAACCAGUCCCAGGCCCAGAUGUAUCUGCGGCCACAGCUGGGAAACCUAUUGCAGGUAAACCGGACCCUGGGCCGGAAUGUGCCUCUAGCCUCCCAACUCAUCCUGAUGCCUAAUGGGGCAGUGGCUGCAGUCCAGCAGGAGGUGCCAUCCGCUCAGUCUCCUGGAGUUCAUGCAGAUGCAGAUCAGGUGCAGAACUUGGCAGUGAGGAAUCAACAGGCCUCAGCUCAAGGACCCCAAAUGCAAGGUUCCACUCAGAAGGCCAUACCUCCUGGAGCCUCCCCUGUCUCUAGCCUUUCUCAGGCCUCUAGCCAGGCCCUAGCUGUGGCACAGCCUUCUCCAGGGGCCUCAGGCCAAUCUCUCAACCUCAGUCAAGCUGGUGGAGGCAGUGGAAACAGCCUCUCAGGGCCAAUGGGUCCAGGUGGAGGUGGCCAAGCUCCAGGGGGUUUGGGUCAGUUGCCUUCUUCAGGAAUGGGUGGUGGAAGCUGUCCCAGGAAGGGCACAGGAGUGGUUCAGCCCUUGCCUGCUGCCCAGACGGUGACUGUGAGCCAGGGCAGCCAGACAGAGGCAGAAAGUGCAGCAGCCAAGAAAGCAGAUGCUGAUGGGAGUGGUCAACAGAAUGUGGGCAUGAACUUGACACGGACAGCUACACCUGCACCCAGCCAGACCCUCAUUAGCUCAGCCACGUACACGCAGAUCCAGCCCCAUUCUCUGAUUCAGCAGCAGCAGCAGAUCCACCUCCAGCAGAAGCAGGUAGUGAUCCAACAGCAGAUUGCCAUUCAUCACCAGCAACAGUUCCAACACCGUCAGUCCCAGCUACUUCACACAGCUACACACCUCCAGUUGGCUCAGCAGCAGCAGCAACAGCAACAACAACAGCAGCAGCAGCAGCAGCAGCAGCAGCAGCAACAGCAGCAGCAGCAGCAAGCCACAACCCUCACUGCCCCUCAGCCACCACAGGUCCCACCUACUCAGCAGGUCCCACCGUCCCAGUCCCAGCAGCAAGCUCAAACCCUUGUAGUUCAGCCCAUGCUUCAGUCUUCACCCCUGUCCCUUCCACCUGACCCAACCUCCAAGCCACCCAUUCCCAUCCAGUCCAAACCACCUGUAGCACCUAUUAAACCUCCUCAGUUAAGUGCUGCUAAGAUGGCAGCUACCCAGCAACCACCACCCCACAUCCCCGUGCAAGUUGUGGGUACCCGGCAACCAGGUACAGCCCAGGCACAGGCUUUGGGGUUGGCACAGCUGGCAGCUGCUGUACCUACUUCCCGGGGGCUGCCAGGUACAGUGCAGCCUGGCCAGGCCCAUUUGGCCUCCUCACCACCUUCAUCCCAGGCUCCUGGUGCACUGCAGGAGUGUUCUCCUACGUUGGCCCCUGGGAUGACCCUUGCUUCUGUGCAGGGGACAGCACAUGUGGUUAAGGGUGGGGCUACUAGCUCUUCACCUGUUGUAGCCCAGGUUCCUGCUGCCUUCUACAUGCAGUCUGUGCAUCUACCGAGUAAACCUCAGACACUGGCUGUGAAACGCAAAGCUGAGUCUGAGGAAGAGAGAGAUGAUAUCUCGACUUUGGGUUCAAUACUUCCCCCCAAGGCUUCUCCAGCAGCAGAGAGCCCAAAAGUCAUGGAGGAGAAGAGUAGUCUUGGAGAGAAAGCUGAACCUGUGGCCAGUGUGAAUGCUAGUACCCCAAGCAAUGAACUGGUAGCCUUGACUCCUGCCCCAUCAGCACCACCUCCUACGCUAGCCAUGGUGUCCAGACAAAUGGGAGACUCCAAACCCCCACAGGCCAUUGUGAAGCCCCAGAUUCUCACCCACAUCAUUGAAGGCUUUGUUAUCCAGGAAGGAGCGGAACCUUUCCCGGUGGGUUGUUCUCAGUUAUUGAAGGAGUCUGAGAAGCCACUACAGACUGGCCUUCAAACCGGACUGAAUGAGAGUCAGUCAAGUGGACCCUUGGGAGGGGACAGCCCUUCUGCUGAGUUAGAUAAGAAGGCGAAUCUCCUGAAGUGCGAGUACUGUGGGAAGUAUGCCCCUGCAGAGCAAUUUCGUGGCUCUAAGAGGUUUUGCUCCAUGACUUGUGCAAAGAGGUACAAUGUGAGCUGUAGCCAUCAGUUCCGGUUGAAGAGGAAAAAAAUGAAAGAGUUUCAGGAAGCCAACUAUGCUCGUGUUCGUAGGCGUGGACCCCGCCGCAGCUCCUCUGACAUUGCCCGUGCCAAGAUCCAGGGCAAGCGUCACCGGGGUCAAGAGGACUCUAGCCGGGGUUCAGAUAACUCUAGUUAUGAUGAAGCGCUCUCUCCAACAUCUCCUGGGCCAUUGUCAGUAAGAGCUGGACAUGGAGAUCGUGACCUUGGGAACACCAUUACAGCUCCCCCCACACCAGAAUUACAUGGCAUCAACCCUGUGUUCCUGUCCAGCAAUCCUAGUCGUUGGAGUGUAGAGGAGGUGUAUGAGUUUAUCGCUUCUCUCCAAGGCUGCCAAGAAAUUGCAGAAGAGUUUCGUUCCCAGGAGAUUGAUGGACAGGCUCUUUUAUUACUUAAAGAAGAACAUCUUAUGAGUGCCAUGAACAUCAAAUUGGGCCCUGCCCUCAAGAUCUGCGCCAAGAUAAAUGUCCUGAAGGAGACCUAAGGCGGCCCUCUUGCACAAACCAGCCGAAGGCAGACACUCCCCACUGUCCAGGUUAUAACCUGGUACCAGCAGACUUUGCAGGGAAGAAAGAGCUAUUUGAAUUAUGUGACCUUCUAUAGGGAGAUUACUGAGACAGGGAAGAGAAGUGCAAGAAUUGGUUGCUGGUGCUACAUAGUGGCAGCUUUGAUAUUUUCUUUGGGUUUCACUUUAAAAUAAUCUUUACAGUUCUCAUCAAUCCCACCUACCCCAAUCCAGUCUUUGAAACAAAAGCAGUCCAGAGAACUAGGACUGCUCAGCCUUAUCCUGGAGUGGAGCGUCUAGCCAGGGUUUUCCAAGAGGAGAAAUAUGUGUAUGGUAAGGCAGGGAAAUGGGUGGAAUGUAGUUUUGCUUCUCCAGUGGGAGAGAGAGGGUUUUUCUAGCUUGUGUGACACAAGUAGCAAAAUUCUGGUACUUUCCCUCUUCCUUCUGGAUUGUCCCACUGUAGCUGUGGCUCAGUAUUUUGUUAUCACUUAUUCCCUUAGUAUUGAAUAUUUCUCCUGCAUCCGUGGCAGGGUCACCAGCCAGGGUAGAAACUUGGUUGGAAUCUUUCUGAUUUGCUGCAGGGACUAAAAGUGUUUGACUGGCACAUGGUGUGGCUGUUGUCAUUUUUUCCACAUCCCCCUGCUCCCUUCCCAUUUACCUGUUAACCUUUUACUCUUUCAAUUCCAACUUUCUUUCCUAUAGCUUUAUAAAACAGGAGUGUGUGGGGCUGAGGUCAGGAUUAUAAGUACCUACCUUAGGCGCUAUUCCUUAUACAACAAAAUAUUAAAUAUUUUUUUUUCUUCCUCAGUAAAGGAUGAAAAUUG